Bombus pyrosoma is the source of this 3309-nucleotide messenger RNA. RefSeq lists its product as uncharacterized. Gene Ontology annotation, molecular function: olfactory receptor activity; odorant binding. The record is from RefSeq and is a predicted model, not a curated record. Gene Ontology annotation, biological process: detection of chemical stimulus involved in sensory perception of smell; sensory perception of smell. The coding region runs from base 2092 to 3309 and encodes 405 amino acids. The transcript has 5 exons. Gene Ontology annotation, cellular component: plasma membrane. Lineage: Eukaryota; Metazoa; Arthropoda; Insecta; Hymenoptera; Apidae.
CGAGACGAGGAUUUUACACGUGCUACCUUGUGCAGUAUACAAGAAGCUGAUAAACGUCGAUGAAAGUCCAACGAACGAAAUCGUGCUCUUCUUGCAAGCGUGGUGUACUAUUAUUGCGAACUCCAGUACAGUUGGAAUGUUCAGUCUUGCAGCUGUUAUGGCUGCUCAUGCAUGCGGUCAGCUGAAUGUAGUUAUGGUAUGGAUCACUGAAUUCGUGAACGAACCGAAGAAGGCAGAUGGUCCUAAGGGCAUAGGAGUUAUCGUAGAACGACAUUUGAGGACGCUGAAGUAAGAUUAUUCGUAUUCUUGUUUGUUGGUUUCGUGUUAGUGAACACUGUGAUUAUAUUACGUAAUAAUUACAGUUUCAUUGGAUACAUCGAGAAGUUGAUGAACCGAGUAUAUUUUUUCGAGAUAUUUAGAUGCACGAUGAACAUAUGCAUACUGGGUUACUACAUUCUUUCGGUAUACAUCAAACAUUCUCCCUUAAUAUCAAAUUCACACUAUUCACAAAAAGUAUAUGCACAUCAUUGCACGCAUUAUAACAUUUACACAUUAAUUAAUUAGAUCCAAAUAUGAUAAAUUUCCUAUCAUUCAAUACUACUUUCAUAUAAUUAAAACUUUGAUAAAUAAAACGAAAUAUACAACCCCAUUAAAAGGGCGCUUCAUUAGGAAAUAAUGUGCAGAUACUUUUUGGUGUCACUGUAAAUUAGUUUUAAUAUAUAACUAUCUUAUUCCUUUUGCGUGACACUUCCAGGAAUGGGCUGAUCAAAACGUUAAAAGUCUGGUUACGUAUAUCAUGAUAUACAUUUCAAUCGGUUUCAACGUUUUUCUAAUAUGUUACAUAGGUGAAAUAUUGACAGAACAGGUAUCAGGCGCAUAUUAAUGUAUAACAUAAAUGCAACAGAUCAAAAUCGUGAUAACGACUAACGAAAUUGAAUUUUUCACAGAGUAAGAAGGUUGGUGAAGUAGUUUAUAUGACAAACUGGUAUUACUUACCCGAUAAAACAAUCCUCGACUUGAUUUUGAUCAUCGCGCGAUCUGGUGUGGUCGUUCAAAUCACUGCUGGAAAGAUGGUUCACAUGUCCGUCUACACAUUCGGUGAUGUAAGUCAUUUUGAUCCUCAUAUUUAUAUCUGUGUCCGUCUCCAUGAAAUAUUCUCAUUUCAGGUGGUAAAGACCGGUUUCGCGUAUUUGAAUCUCUUACGACAAAUAACAUGAUUAAAUAUACUACUAAUUAAUUUUUUAAUUAUGUAACUUUUUGUACACGAUAUUAUAAAAUUUAGAAUACAAAUAAUAGCAACACAGAAUCUGGAUCUAAUGCACUGGAAUUUUAUACAUUUAAUGUACAUAUACGUGUAUUUUAUAUUUCUUAUAUCCUUACUUGUUCCUCUCAUUACUCAUUAUUUUCCUCGCAUUACUAUCUUCUCAAUUUCACAUCUAUUCCAAUACUUGAUGGUGCUGACGGAAUUCUCCAUUGUUUUGAGGCAGGUAUAAAAUGCAUUAUACCGCGAAAAGAAUGAAAUUAUAUCACAUCAUUAACAUAUUGAUUGCCACAAGUGACUUUCUAAUGACGUCAUAGUGGCCACUGUUGACCGGCGAUACCAGAAUAGAAGUAUUUACAUUAAAUGUAUAAUUGUACUUGUAAAGUGUUUAAUACUUUUGAUGUUACAGUAAAUACCUUUAUCAGUUUUAUUCUUCACACAGUUACAAAUUUUAUCGUGCAUAUACCGAAGAAAUAUUUCCAUCCUAACGGUACAAGUUAACACUUAAUUCGUUUCGACACAAUCUUCCAACAGUCUAAACAAUCGAUUUCAUAAAUUCUUCCCUGCCUCGACCAAACCCAAUUCGAUCUCGUGAACCACAAGAGGCAUUGCGUGCUUCGUGCUCUUCGAUUCUUGCAAUUAUACACAACUUUCUAAACCAACUUCCAAACCUACAUUUGUUGUCUUACCAUAAAUUCUAACAACUAGACAAAUCGAUCGGCUAUAAUACUACCGAAAAAAAUUCGCGCAGGCGUUGAACAACUUCAUGCUAUUAUUCUUCUAUAAGAGAGGCAAUUCAAUAGUUACCGGGACUCCGAUGAGCAGCCACGAUGAGCGAAUCCGCGAUCAUAAAAGCGAACGCCAAGAGUCAUAGCGAUUACAGUCUACAAAUAAAUCGCUGGAUAUUAAAACCGAUCGGUGCUUGGCCAUAUUUCUCCACUACUUCGACACGCGAAAGAGUCAUUUCCUUGUUUUUAAUCGUUCUCUGCUACGUCAUUAUACUGUUCAACGUAAUCCCUUGCGUCGCUCAUUUAAUCUUCGUAGGUGAUAGUUUUUAUAGAAAAGUAAAAGUGUUCGGUCCUCUGAUUCAUUCAUUUCUCGGUGGAAUCAAUUACACGAACCUACUGUUUCGGGGCAGAAAUAUCAGUGAAUGUGUGGAACGCAUUGAAACUGACUGGCGGAUGGUGAAGAAGGAGGACGAGCAACAAGUAAUGUUGAAACACGCGAAGUUUGGCCGAUACGUGUCGACUAUAUGCGCGAUAUUCGUGCACAGUGGUAUCAUGUCUUACUGUAUAGUAAGCGCGUCCAAUGUGCAGAUCAUCAAAGUUGGCAACGAAACAAGGACCAUACGUACGUUACCGUUUGAUGUUUACAACAAGAUGAUCCCAGUCGACACGAGUCCCGCGAACGAAAUAGUCCUCGUAGUGCAGUUUGUAUCGGCUUUCAUCGCCGACUCCAGUGGAAUUGCAUUUUACACCCUCGCGAGUGUUUUGGCCGCACAUGCUUGCGGUCAACUGGACGUGUUAACGAUGUGGAUCAAUGACUACGUGAAUGAAGCUGGAAACAGAAAGCAGGAUGCUUCUUUUAGAAAAAUUGAAACGAUCGUAAAACAUCAUCUGAGAAUACUAGAUUUUAUAGCACGUAUAGAGGAAAUAAUGAGCUGGGUAUGCAUGAUAGAGUUGUUUAGAUGCGUUUUGGCAAUAUGCAUGGUUGGGUAUUAUAUCGUUAUGGAAUGGUCCGAUCAUGAUGUUCGAAGCCUCACCUCUUAUUUCGUAAUAUGCGCAUCACUCACUUUCAAUACAUUUGUAUUAUGUUAUAUCGGCGAAUUGCUAAUAGAACAGUGCAUGAAAGUUGGUGAGAUAGUCUACAUGACAAAUUGGUAUUUCUUACCCAGAAAAAGAAUCCUUGAGUUGAUUUUGAUCAUCGCACGAUCGAGUGUGGUCAUUGAAAUCACCGCAGGAAAAUUAAUUCACAUGUCCAUACACACGUUCGCUGAUGUGAUGAGAUUGGCCUUCGCUUAUCUUAAUAUACUGUGUCAAAUGACAUGA